Molecule: messenger RNA, 3228 nt
Organism: Otolemur garnettii (small-eared galago)
Lineage: Eukaryota; Metazoa; Chordata; Mammalia; Primates; Galagidae
Gene: CLIP2
Product: CAP-Gly domain containing linker protein 2
Exons: 16
Coding region: 68-3208 (1046 amino acids)
Biological process (GO): cytoplasmic microtubule organization
Cellular component (GO): cytoplasm; microtubule plus-end; nucleus
Molecular function (GO): microtubule plus-end binding
Source: RefSeq, a predicted model, not a curated record
GCGAGUGAAGAUGACAGAAAGGAUGUGACCUCCACUUACCUUCAUCCAUCUGCCAAGUGGCGCCACCAUGCAGAAGCCCAGCGGCCUGAAACCCCCCGGUCGUGGAGGGAAACACUCCAGUCCUGUGGGCCGGACGUCCACAGGGUCAGCUUCAGCCUCGGCGGCAGCAGCAACCACUGGCUCUAAGGAAGGCUCCCCGCUGCACAAGCAGGCAUCCAGCUCCUCCUCCUCCCCGGCAGCCACCGCCCCUGAGAAGCCGGGCCCAAAGGUGGCCGAGGUGGGCGAUGACUUCUUGGGGGACUUUGUACUGGGCGAGCGGGUGUGGGUGAAUGGCGUGAAGCCAGGCGUGGUACAGUACCUAGGCGAGACACAGUUUGCACCCGGGCAGUGGGCAGGCGUGGUACUGGAUGACCCAGUGGGCAAGAAUGAUGGUGCAGUGGGCGGCGUGCGCUACUUCGAGUGCCCAGCCCUGCAGGGCAUCUUCACGCGGCCCUCCAAGCUCACGCGGCAGCCCACAGCCGAGGGCUCGGGCAGUGACACCCAUUCAGUGGAGUCGCUGACUGCCCAGAACCUGUCGUUGCAUUCGGGCACGGCCACGCCCCCAUUGACCAGCCGUGUCAUCCCGCUGCGGGAGAGCGUCCUCAACAGUUCGGUGAAGACAGGCAACGAGUCGGGCUCCAACCUCUCAGACAGUGGCUCCGUGAAGCGAGGUGACAAAGAUCUGCGCCUAGGAGACCGUGUGUUGGUUGGUGGGACGAAGACUGGUGUGGUGCGGUACGUGGGGGAGACAGACUUUGCCAAGGGCGAGUGGUGUGGCGUGGAGCUGGACGAGCCCCUUGGGAAGAAUGAUGGGGCGGUGGCGGGUACCAGAUAUUUCCAGUGCCCACCCAAGUUUGGUCUCUUUGCACCCAUCCACAAGGUGAUCCGCAUCGGCUUCCCGUCCACCAGCCCAGCCAAAGCCAAGAAGACUAAGCGUAUGGCCAUGGGUGUCUCAGCAUUGACCCACAGUCCCAGCAGUUCCUCCAUCAGCUCUGUCAGCUCUGUGGCCUCUUCUGUCGGGGGCCGACCCAGCCGCAGUGGCCUGCUCACAGAGACCUCUUCGCGCUAUGCCCGCAAGAUCUCAGGCACAACAGCCUUGCAAGAGGCCUUGAAGGAGAAGCAGCAGCACAUUGAGCAGUUACUGGCUGAACGAGACCUGGAACGGGCUGAGGUGGCCAAGGCCACAAGCCACAUCUGCGAGGUGGAGAAGGAGAUCGCCCUGCUCAAGGCACAGCACGAGCAGUAUGUUGCAGAAGCCGAAGAGAAACUACAGCGGGCCCGGCUGCUAGUGGACAGCGUGAGGAAGGAAAAGGUGGACCUGUCCAACCAGCUGGAAGAGGAGAGGAGGAAGGUAGAGGAUCUGCAGUUCCGAGUGGAGGAGGAAUCCAUCACGAAGGGAGACCUGGAGACCCAGACGCAGCUGGAACACGCGCGCAUUGGGGAGCUGGAGCAGAGCCUGCUACUGGAGAAGGCGCAGGCCGAGCGGCUGCUCAGAGAAUUAGCGGACAACAGGCUGACCACAGUGGCUGAGAAGUCGCGAGUGAUGCAGCUAGAAGAGGAGCUAAGCCUACGCCGUGGCGAGAUCGAGGAGCUGCAGCAGUGUCUGUUGCACUCGGGCCCGCCACCCCCGGACCACCCUGAUGCUGCUGAGAUCCUGCGGCUGCGGGAGCGGUUGCUGUCAGCCAGCAAGGAGCACCAGCGGGAGAGCGGGGUGCUACGGGACAAGUAUGAGAAGGCACUGAAGGCCUACCAGGUGGAGGUGGACAAGCUCCGGGCAGCCAACGAUAAGUAUGCACAGGAGGUGGCUGACCUCAAGGACAAGGUCCAGCAGGCCACCAGUGAGAACAUGGGACUCAUGGACAACUGGAAGUCCAAGCUAGACUCUCUGGCCUCUGACCACCAGAAGUCCCUGGAGGACCUCAAGGCCACUCUCAGCUCGGGCCCAGGCGCCCAGCAGAAGGAGAUUGGGGAGCUGAAGGCUGUGAUGGAGGGGAUCAAGAUGGAGCACCAGCUGGAGCUGGGCAAUCUGCGCGCCAAGCACGACCUGGAGAUGGCCGUGCACGUGAAGGAGAAGGAGGCCCUGCGGCAGAGGCUGCAGGAGGCACAGGAGGAGGUGGCGGGGCUGCGGCAGCACUGGCGGGCCCAAUUGGAGGCACAGGCCGGCCAGCACCGGCUGGAGCUGCAGGAGGCCCAGGACCAGCGCCGAGAUGCUGAGCUGCGAGUACAUGAGCUGGAGAAGCUGGAUGCUGAGUACAGGGGCCAGGCUCAGGCUAUUGAGUUCCUCAAGGAGCAGAUCUCGCUGGCCGAGAAGAAGAUGCUGGACUAUGAGCUGCUGCAGCGGGCAGAAGCCCAGAGCAAGCAAGAGGCAGAGCGGCUGCGGGAGAAGCUCCUGGUUGCCGAAAACAGACUGCAGGCGCUGGAGGCCCUGUGCGCAUCCCAGCACUCCCAUGUGAUUGAGUCGAACAGCAUUUCGGAAGAGACGAUCAGGACGAAGGAAACUCUGGAAGGCCUGCAGGACAAGCUGAACAAGAGGGACAAAGAGGUGACAGCCUUGACAUCCCAGACCGAGAUGCUCAGGGCCCAAGUAAGUGCACUGGAGAGCAAGUGCAAGUCGGGAGAGAAGAAGGUGGAUGCCCUCCUGAAGGAGAAGCGGCGUCUGGAAGCUGAGCUAGAGGCUGUGUCCCGGAAGACCCAUGACGCCUCGGGCCAGCUGGUCCUCCUCAGCCAGGAGCUGCUGCGAAAGGAGCGGAGCCUGAAUGAACUGCGUGUGUUGCUACUGGAAGCCAAUCGUCACUCCCCAGGGCCCGAGAGAGACCUGAGCCGUGAGGUGCACAAAGCUGAGUGGCGGAUCAAAGAGCAGAAACUCAAGGAUGACAUCCGGGGCCUGCGAGAAAAGCUGACAGGGCUGGACAAAGAGAAAUCCCUGUCAGAGCAGAGGCGCUACUCCCUCAUCGACCCAUCCUCAGCGCCCGAACUCCUGAGACUGCAGCACCAGCUGAUGAGCACUGAGGAUGCGCUGCGGGAUGCACUGGACCAGUCUCAGCAGGUGGAGAAGCUCAUGGAGGCCAUGAGGAGCUGCCCCGACAAGGCCCAGACCAUCGCCAAUUCUAGUUCUGCAAACGGCAUCCACCAGCAAGACAAAGCCCACAAACAGGAGGACAAGCAUUGACCAUGAGGGACACAAUGGAG